Messenger RNA from Cuculus canorus (common cuckoo), 2235 nucleotides. It is a transcript of the gene DCST2, whose product is annotated as DC-STAMP domain containing 2. The transcript has 15 exons. Gene Ontology annotation, cellular component: membrane. The record is from RefSeq and is a predicted model, not a curated record. Bases 49 to 2235 code for a protein of 728 amino acids. Lineage: Eukaryota; Metazoa; Chordata; Aves; Cuculiformes; Cuculidae.
AGCAAGCUGUGGGAGCUGGCCCGCAGCGCCGGUGCCUUCGUGUUUGGCAUGGUCCUGGCCAGCUUGUACGGGGCUCUGGUGCUGCUGGCGCAGGGCCACAACAUCUGGUACUGCCUGGUCACCACGUCCAGCCUGGCCGCCGGGCUGGGCUUGGGCAUGGCUUUCUCCGUCAAGGCGCGGAUCACCGUGCUGCUGUCGCUACCCUACAUCUUCACCAAUGAGGGGAAGAUGUUGAUGCUGCUGCUGGCGCUGGGCAUGGCCGUGCAGGGUCCUUGCACCAACAUCUUGCACAACUUCUCCCAAACCGCCGAGUCACUGUCGUGUGGGGCUGAGCUCGCCCUCAACCAGACGGCUGAGAAGCUCCAACGCGCCCGGGAGCCGCUGAUGGAUAUGUUGGCCAAAAUCAAGGACAUUGCCCAGAAAGCCAAGGCGGUGGGUGACCGCAUCCGCAAGUUCUUCCACUCCAUCACAGACUCAGUCACCUAUGUCGCCCGAGCCGUGCGCAACGUCUGGCUGUGGUUGGUGAACAUCGGCAAGAUAUGCAACCGCGAGCUGGGCCAGCCCUACCAACGCUGUGUGCUCCUCUUUGAUGACGCCAAGGACAGCUGCGAGCGCACCAUCCCCUUCCUCUACUUCCUCUGCUACGUCAUCGUUCCCUUCAAGUCUCUCUGCAGGCUGGCCAACCUUGGAACCCUCUUCUGCGUCGUCCCCUACUACAUCCAGGAGUUCCUCAAGAGGAACGUCGCAGACCCUCUCACAGGCGCUCUGGACCAUGUCCGUCAGGAGUUCGAGUUCAACAUCUCGGCCGAGCAUCACUUCAACAUCAGCCUCAACUCCAGCAAGACCCUGAGCGAGGUGGCCCUGGACAUCAUGGACGACGUGAGCCAACGCUUGCGGCCCCUGCACCGGGUCCUGGGGCUCUUCACACACAUCUCCUUCUGGGUCAUCCUCUACAUGUACUUCCAGGCACUGCGCUACCAUCGCCGCUACCUGCGGGACGACACCUUCGACAACAUCUACAUCACGCAGCGCUUCAUGGAGCUGGACCAGCAGCUCACAGAGCAGCGCAAAGCCACCGUGCUGCCCCUCACCAACUGGGAGAAGGGUCGUUACAUCUCCCCAGUCGGGCUGUUGUUGUCGCGGCAGGAGCAGCGCCGGUACGGGCUGCAGCUGGUGUGGGUCCUGCGCCACAUGGUGUUGGGGUUCAGCGUCAUUCUGGCCGACUACAGCCUCUUCUGGUUGCUCGACCUCAUACGGCACCAGCUGAAAGGGGAGAUCGUCGCCAGGGCACCGGAGGUGAUGGCCAUCAGCGUCAAAGGAGAAGGCUACACCAGCGAAAUCUUCCGGGACUUGGUCUCUGCUUUCGAUGUCCUCCAGCAGGGCAACCUCACGGUGCUGUCGCAGAGCUGCAUCCCGCGGCCCGUGGAGCCCGACUACGGCACCUACCUCAGCAUGGGACUCUUGUACGGCAUCUGCCUCUUCAUCGCCGUCUUCGGCUCCUACGUGGCACGCUUGCGCCGGGUGGUGUGUGCCGCCUACUACCCGAAGCGCGAGCAGGAGCGCACAAUCUUUCUCCACAGCACCAUCCUGGCGCGGCGGGCAGGGCUGGCGCGUGCCCUGCGCCAAACGGUCAUGGGGCGCAAAGGCGACGCCGCGGAGGGCAACGUCUUCCUCCUCGUGGCCAAGUUGUCUCUCUUUACCCGCGUGGCUCAAGUCUUGCGCAUCCGGAAGAGACAAUGCCUGACGUGUGAGGUGGCAGAACAGCCCGACUUCAUCGCAUGCAUCACCCCCAGGUGCAAAGGGCUUUAUUGCAGCGAUUGCUACCGAACUCUGCGCAACAUCUGCUCCGUCUGCAUGGGCCCCUUGAGCUACGAGGCCCACGAGGACGAGGAGAUGGACUCCAGCGACGAGGAGACGUUGGCUCUGUGGGUGGGCGCCGUGCGGGCGCUGCGGGGUCAGGAGCGAGGACGGCGGCUGCGGCAGCGCAUCCACGAGGUGGCGAGGGGCCGGGGGGGCAGCCGGCGGUUACCCCGAGAGUUGGCAGCCCGGCUGCUCGCCCGGCUGAAGGAGGAGGCGAGCGGAGAGAGUGAGGAGGAAAGCAGCGACAGGGACAGCGAGGACAGCUCGUUCCACAGCCUGGAUUACAGCUACCAGGAUGAGCCCGAGAGCAGUGGGACGGAGCUGGAGGAGGUGAUGACGGAGAAGCCACGUGGCAGCAAGCGUGGAGCCCAGUGA